AUCUCGCGUCACACUGGCCCCGCAUCGUUGCGAGCAGCGACGCCGCCAGCGGAUCGGUGGCGAGUUCCAUUGAGAGGUGUUGGAUCACGACGCGUGCACUGUGUUGUGGCGCAAGGACUGUCAUGGGAGGACAGAGGAGUGAGAUAUUACCCCAGCUGUGCUUUACAUAGCUUCCUGUGGUGGUGCUGCUAUUGGGGCUCUGCAGAGAAAUUUACCCACGGAGUACUUGGUCGUGGCGUUUGCACCGCAGUGUUGGAUUUUCAGGAUUUGACUUGCAGACCGGCUUACUCACCUCCUGAUUACUGGCCGUGAAUGCUGCAGCUGAAAUUCAGCUAGUGAAUUUUGGACAUUGAAAGAUUGGAUUUCAUUUGGAUAGUCUGUUUCCAGCAGAGUGAUGAUGGGAGCUUCGGCCAUUUCGGGUGUUUGCAAUUUGGCUCCACCAAUCCUACCCAAUCACCGUGAGCGAGACCACAGGAAGCUCAGUGUUUGUGACCAUGAGAUACUCAACCGGAUGUUGAAGCAUGGGAGAAACUCGGAGUCGACGUUGCCCGAGGUACAUCAUGUGGACCAAGCAACUCAUUGCGAUAUGCAUACGAAUGUGAACGAAAGGGUUUGCAGCUGUGGGAUGGAGAGCGCGUCGUCGCACUUUGUGUCAACUUCGGGGCAGUCACGGCAAGUUUCCGUGGCCAUGAGUGGGGACAGCUUGGCAAGCACACACAGGAAACUACAGAAAACUCUCCACAUGAUGAAGGAUGGGAAAAAGUCUGGUUUGAGGCCCACUCCUGUUCAAAAUAUUUCUAAAGAGCAGAGAUACCGAGGACCAUCAAAGAAAUGGGGCACGGAUGAGCACAUGGAUGGUACAGAGGAUGUCACAAGGAUGCUCAAGCGAAGGGCAGCCCUUGUGGCAUUGGCUGCAGCAGGUUUCGUUUCACUAUCACAACCUCUAGCGUCAGCUACGGAGCUUUCCAGGGUUGAUUUUUUAGCUCCCAUGACUGGCGUGGAGGCUCUGGAAGCGAAAUUUAACGAGAGCAUAUACAAACAACUUCAGAAUGAGAUACAGAUUCAACGGAAGGAAUGGGGGUUGACAAGUGUUAGUACAACAGCUCCAUCCCCGACUCAAAACCAACAAUCGCAAUACGUUGCAUCAGUGUCGACUUCUGGUGAUGACACUGAUGCAACUGAAUUAAAAGAAGAGGAUCCGUUUCAUGCUUGGAAGCAAGUGCAGAAAGAGAUUGAAUUUGAGGGUGAGAAAUGUGCCGUGCCUGUGACUCGACCACCAGUGCAGAAACCCACGCUAGUUAAGAAGGUUGUGGCUGCGUCAGUGGCGGUGGCGGUGGCCGGAUCUGUCGCUGGAGCAGCGUCUCACGUUGCUACACAUGGAGGUUCUGCUGUUGCAACAUCGCUGACAGUGUUGCAGCAUUCUGGCCCACCUUAUCUACCUGGUUCGAGCUUGUUGGGUAAAAUUAUACAGCAUUUGGGGGGUGGGGGUGUGGCUGGUGCGGUGGGGGCAACGGUCGUUUAUCCCUUGGAUACCAUUAAGACUCGAAUGCAAGCUCAGAGCACGGAAGAAGGCGUGGAACCUCUGUACAAGGACGAGAUUGACUGCUUAAAGCAGCUCGUUGUAAAGGAAGGACCAGCAUCUCUUUACAGCGGUCUGGUGCCACAGCUCAUAGGCAUAGCGCCAGAGAAGGCCAUGAAGUUAACAGUCAACGAAGCCUUGUUGAGCAGUCUUGAAGCGAUGAUGCCUGGUGCGCGGGUGUGGGCACUAGAAUUCAUUGCUGGGGGAGGUGGAGGUGCUUCCCAGGUGGUGUUCACGAACCCAAUGGAGAUAGUGAAAGUUCGGCUGCAAACUCAGAAAGAGGGGCUCCCGAAGAAGGCCUUGUGGACGAUUGUGAAAGAGCUUGGUGUUAAAGGUCUUUACGAAGGCGCGGGUGUUACCUUAGCCCGUGAUGUUCCAAGCUCAGCAAUCUUCUUCGCUUGUUACACGCUGUUACGUCAAUACUAUCCUGAUCAGAGCUUCCUCGCUGGAGCUAUUGCUUCCAUACCUGCCACUAUUGUAGUAACUCCUAUGGACAUCAUCAAAACAAGGCUUCAGAAAGAACCUGCACCAGGAGAGCUAAAAUAUACCGACUGGUGGGAAUGCUUGCAAGACAUUGUAAACAAUGAAGGACCGCAGGCUCUGUUCAAAGGCAGCCUCCUCCGUGUUCUACGAACAAGCCCACAGUUCGGCAUUACACUGAUGCUUUAUGGGAUGAUAUGCGAAGGUUCGUAAACCCAUGAUUUCAUGCUGAUUGUUGUUCCCAUUCAUUCACAGUCUAGCACAUGUAUUAUCUCGAGAAUUAUAGUUCAUAUGAGCACUUCAGACGCCUACAAUCGACUGCAUUUGGCGAGCAUACAUAGAGGCGGUAUUGACUAGCGGCCUGUGUGCCACUGGGAAAGACUCCUCAAAGUGCAGUCAAAAAAUCUUCCAAAAACAGGGAAGCAACUUUUUUUUUUUUUUUUUUUUUUUUUUUUUUUCCAUUAUUGACCUUUACUGUAGUAUAAGGAUCCAAUUUUGUUGUAUAUUAUUUUUCCUCGAUGAAAAUCAGCCAUUACUUUACUUGCUGGUGGUUCAUUCUCGGA
Molecule: messenger RNA, 2622 nt
Organism: Physcomitrium patens
Lineage: Eukaryota; Viridiplantae; Streptophyta; Bryopsida; Funariales; Funariaceae
Biological process (GO): transmembrane transport
Molecular function (GO): transmembrane transporter activity
Source: RefSeq, a predicted model, not a curated record